This is a messenger RNA of Schizosaccharomyces japonicus yFS275, 228 nucleotides long. RefSeq lists its product as hypothetical. The coding region runs from base 1 to 228 and encodes 75 amino acids. The transcript has a single exon. NCBI's taxonomy places the organism in Eukaryota, Fungi, Ascomycota, Schizosaccharomycetes, Schizosaccharomycetales, Schizosaccharomycetaceae. The record is from RefSeq and is a predicted model, not a curated record.
AUGCCCGACACUACAGACGACAACACGCAUCCGCAGUGCAGUGUGCAUCAUGGCUCAUACGCCAAGAGCCUUGUACCGGCUCUCGGCAAGCCAACAUUUGUCGGUGUUCACAAAUGGGAUACCCCUCCCAUUUGGAGGGCACUGUACAUGCAAAUUGCAAAAACCGGCGAGCAGAAAGGCGACAGACCUGCCUUUUAUAACUUUUCGACGCGUCGCGUUCGCGCUUGA